Molecule: messenger RNA, 2959 nt
Organism: Eucalyptus grandis
Lineage: Eukaryota; Viridiplantae; Streptophyta; Magnoliopsida; Myrtales; Myrtaceae
Product: potassium channel AKT1
Biological process (GO): potassium ion transport; transmembrane transport
Cellular component (GO): membrane
Molecular function (GO): voltage-gated potassium channel activity; protein binding
Source: RefSeq, a predicted model, not a curated record
UAAGCUGGGCAGCCUGCUCCUUCUCCUUCUGCUACUUUCUUGGUCUCGUGCUUUUGCUCUGUGUCAGCAAUGGCGGGUGCUGACCGCUCCAGAAGGGGCGUGUUCGGGGUCUCGCUCGCGUGCGGCGAGGAAGAGUUCCAGGACCUGUCCCGCGACGGCAGCCACUACAGCCUCUCCACCAGCAUCCUGCCUUCUCUCGGCGCCCGGAGCAGCCGCCGCAUCAAGCUCCGGCGGUUCAUCGUCUCGCCUUACGAUCGUUAUUACAGGUGUUGGGAGACUCUCCUUGUCGUUCUGGUUGCCUACACAGCUUGGGUGUCGCCUUUUGAAUUUGGGUUUCUGAGAGAUCCAGCGAUAGCAUUGUCCAUUAUCGAUAAUGUCGUCAAUGCAUUCUUCGCCAUAGACAUCAUAUUGACGUUCUUCGUUGCUUAUCUUGACAAAACUACUUACCUUCUUGUCGAUAAUCCAAAGAAAAUUGCUUGGAAAUACACUACCACGUGGUUUGCCUUCGAUUUAAUAUCCACGAUUCCAUCUGAACUUGCUCGGAAAAUAUUCCCAUCAAAUUUCAAUUCCUAUGGCCUCUUUAACAUGCUUCGCCUUUGGCGUCUACGAAGAGUCAGUGCCUUAUUUUCCAGAUUGGAGAAAGACAGGAACUAUAACUACUUCUGGGUUCGAUGUGCAAAACUCAUUUGUGUCACCCUUUUUGCUGUUCAUUGCGCUGGGUGCUUCUAUUACCUCCUCGCUGCACGAUAUCGAGAUCCUAAAAGGACAUGGAUUGGUGCCAUAAUGGAGAACUUCCUUGAGCAGAGUCUGUGGAUCCGGUAUGUGACUUCAAUUUACUGGUCAAUCACUACUCUAACGACGGUUGGCUAUGGGGACCUGCAUCCUGUCAAUACAAGGGAGAUGCUCUUUGACAUCUUCUACAUGCUCUUCAACCUUGGGUUGACUGCUUACUUGAUUGGUAAUAUGACCAACUUAGUCGUUCAUGGGACAAGCCGAACCCGAAAAUUUAGAGAUACCAUACAAGCUGCUUCAAGCUUCUCCCUGAGGAACCAACUGCCUCCUCGGCUGCAAGAUCAGAUGCUAGCACAUUUAUGUUUGAAGUACCGAACAAAUUCGGAGGGACUGCAGCAACAAGAGAUUCUCGAGUCACUCCCUAAAGCGAUCCGUUCAAGCAUUUCGCAUUACCUUUUUUACUCUCUAGUGGAUAAAGUGUACUUAUUCCAUGGGGUUUCAAACGACUUGCUCUUCCAGCUGGUUUCAGAGAUGAAGGCUGAAUAUUUUCCUCCAAAAGAGGAUGUGAUUUUGCAAAAUGAGGCGCCUACAGAUUUCUACAUACUUGUCACUGGUGCUGUGGAUCUGCUGGUAAUGAAGAAUGGAACCGAACAGGUUAUUGGUGAAGCUAAAAGAGAUCUCUGUGGUGAGAUUGGCGUGCUUUGUUAUAGACCGCAGCUCUUCACAGUGAGGACCAAACGGUUGAGCCAGCUGCUGCGGCUGAAUCGUACUACGUUUCUUAAUAUCGUCCAGGCUAAUGUUGGUGACGGGACUAUUAUAAUGAACAACCUCCUUCAGCAUUUGAAAGAUCUCAAAGAUCCAACCAUGGAGGGUGUCUUGCUGGAGACAGAGAACAUGUUGGCUCGUGGUAGGAUGGACCUGCCUCUCAGUUUGUGCUUUGCGACAAUGAGAGGAGAUGACUUAUUACUAAACCAAUUGUUGAAACGAGGUCUCGAUCCAAAUGAAUCAGACAACAGUGGGAGGACUUCACUGCAUAUUGCAGCAUCUAAAGGAAGCGAGAAUUGCGUGCUUCUUCUACUGGAUUUUGAGGCAGAUCCUAACAGGCGAGACUCAGAGGGAAGUGUGCCGCUUUGGGAGGCCAUGCUGGGCGGUCAUGACCCCGUUGUCAAGUUGUUGGCUGAAAAUGGUGCGAAUAUAAGCUCUGGAGAUGUCGGCCAAUUCGCAUGCACCGCGGCUGAACAGAACAACCUUUACCUACUCAAAGAGAUUGUGCAUUAUGGAGGGGACGUCACACUUCCCAGCAGCCACGGGAACACAGCCCUCCACAUUGCUGUCUCCGAAGACAACCUCGAGAUUGUGAAGUUCCUUCUGGAGGAAGGGGCUGACAUGGACAAGCCAGACACCUUUGGCUGGACGCCGCGGGAUUUGGCUGACCAACAGGGGCAUGAGGAGAUAAAACUCCUGUUCCAAUCGUCCGAAGAUGCCAAGCCACAGUCCGUCAUAGCCAUACCUGAGAAACACCAUGAGGCCCGCUCCCUAGGGAGGUUCACUAGCGAGCCGAUGAUCCGUCCGGCAUCACGGGAAAGCAACGUGGAGGGAUCGUGGGGCCAGAGCCGCCCGAGGCGUCGGAGCAACAACUUCCACAAUUCUCUGUUUGGGGUUAUGUCAGCUGCGCACAACGGCAAGAAGAGGGAGAUGCCUUUUCCGGUCGAUCAAGUUCGUAGUGUCAAGAGUGGCAUCGACCCGGCAAGGGUGACCAUCAGUUGUCCUGAGAUAGGAGAUAGUGCAGGGAAGCUAGUGCUGCUUCCGGGGAGCUUGGAAGAGCUCCUUCAGACUGGAGCUAAGAAGUUCGGUUUCAUGCCUGCCAAGAUUCUAAUGAAGAACGGCGCGGAGGUGGACGACAUCGAGGUGAUUAGGGAUGGCGACCAUCUUAUCUUUGUCGGCAGCAAUGGCAGGUCGAGGGAAGACCAUAACUACUACUCACUGAGCUAACGCAGCAGUAAAUUUUUGCCAAAUUUUCUUCUCGUUUAUCAUGUUGGGUUCUCCUAUACCGUGCGCAAAUGUGAAGACAAAGUCUUGCAUUAGGCCUUGAAAAUAGAUGGUACGGAGGACCUUUCCAAUUUGUAUAUCUGUUUCCUAUUUUUCCAAAUUUUGACACAAUCAUCCAAGGAUGAUCCAUUUCUUCCUCCCUUUGUUUUGGGGUAGAGACGAUGACAUAUAUCAUAUA